Messenger RNA from Dacryopinax primogenitus, 870 nucleotides. RefSeq lists its product as uncharacterized. The coding region runs from base 1 to 870 and encodes 289 amino acids. The transcript is spliced from 2 exons. NCBI's taxonomy places the organism in Eukaryota, Fungi, Basidiomycota, Dacrymycetes, Dacrymycetales, Dacrymycetaceae. The record is from RefSeq and is a predicted model, not a curated record.
AUGUUGUUGGAAGUGACGAGACCGGACGGCGUUGCUCCUCAAGCUCCUACUCCCAAGCCAGUUCAGGCAGAUGGUACCAGACCCAAACAUGAGCCGCUCGCUAGACGGCUAGCUCAACGAAGGCGGGCAGACUAUUUACCUAUGACUCCGUCGUCUGUUUCUGGCUUGCCACCUCUUCCUGUUCCGGAAACGAGUGCUUCGGAUGGCGAAGAAGGACAGUUUGAUGAUGCACCGACCUCUCCUCAUGUUGCCCCCACCGCCAACGCUUCACAAGAUCAAGUGCAAUCCAAAGACGGAUCAUCUACCUCACAGCAAUCAAGUCCCCUCGCUCGUCUUCCUGUUAAGCUCACCCCGUGGGAGGAAGAACAACGCCGCCUCGCACAGGAGCUCAGUUUGCGACAGGCCGGGGACGCGCUAGACAAGAUGAAUGCCACGCAGGGUGACGUUGCGGAGAGAACUUGGAAGCCUCAGAGAGGGAUGUACAAACAAGCCCGGAGUCAAGCGCUGAGAGAGGACAGCCAGCGUCAACCGCGGGUGCGAGGCGAACCUCCACAGCAACAGUAUGUGCAGGAAGGCGAGGGACCUCGGCCUCCCCUCAAGCGGCUGUUUGGGCCUCGAUCGCGUUCUGAAGACGCUGGAAUGGGCAGAGGUGCUCCUUCUUCACGGGGAAAACAGCUCUUUGGCCCUGGUGCACGACGUCCUCUAGCCGGUCGCACGGGUAUCACGGCUGGCGAAGGAGGCCCAGGGGACUUUCCCUCCGGACCAAACGUCGCGCCCGCGCCCGCGGCCGUGCCCGCCGUGCUGGGCCCCCUAGACCCGUCUGCCCUCCCCUUCCUCGCCCUGUCGACGCCUCCACCGCUGCUGAAAUAG